This is a messenger RNA of Erythranthe guttata (spotted monkey flower), 668 nucleotides long. Its product is annotated as ethylene-responsive transcription factor 1B. NCBI's taxonomy places the organism in Eukaryota, Viridiplantae, Streptophyta, Magnoliopsida, Lamiales, Phrymaceae. Gene Ontology annotation, biological process: ethylene-activated signaling pathway; regulation of DNA-templated transcription. The record is from RefSeq and is a predicted model, not a curated record. Gene Ontology annotation, molecular function: DNA-binding transcription factor activity; DNA binding.
AUGGAGUACUCUUCAUUCUUCAAGCAAGAAGAGAACCAAACCCUUUCAUUCACCACUUCCAAUAGUGCAAAAAACGAAGAAACCGAAUCUUCUUCAUCGUCGGCCGAUUUCUCCGGAGAAGAAGCUUCUAGAAGAAGGCUAAUCGGAGUAAGAAAGAGGCCAUGGGGAAAAUACGCAGCGGAAAUACGAGAUUCAACUAGGCGUGGGACCCGCGUUUGGCUCGGAACAUUCAAUACCGAGGAAGAGGCCGCCUUGGCGUACGAUCAAGCUGCAUUCGCGAUGCGGGGCCCGUCGAUUCCGCUCAAUUUUCCGUUGGAAAAAGUUGUGGAAUCACUUGAGAAGAUGAACUAUAGCUGCAAAGAGGGUUCUUCACCUGCGAAAGCGCUAAAGGAAUCGAAUAAGAUGAUAAAUUUGUCGACUAAACGAAGAACGAUUGGCGGUAAAAAGAAAAUUAAAAAUACAACUGAGGAGGAAGAUAUUGUGGUUUUUGAGGAUUUAGGAUCUGAUUUGCUGGAUCAACUUCUAUCAGAAUUCAACACCUAGUGAGAGAGAAGCUUUUUCUUUUAUUUAUUUUUUCUAUUUAUUUACUUAUUAUUAAUUUUUAAUCAGUUCUUAUAAACCCUAGAUCUCAUAAACUUCAAACUAUUUUAUAAAUUUGAGCCUAUGUU